Molecule: messenger RNA, 1998 nt
Organism: Sphaeramia orbicularis (orbiculate cardinalfish)
Lineage: Eukaryota; Metazoa; Chordata; Actinopteri; Kurtiformes; Apogonidae
Gene: hoga1
Product: 4-hydroxy-2-oxoglutarate aldolase 1
Exons: 7
Coding region: 544-1530 (328 amino acids)
Biological process (GO): glyoxylate catabolic process
Cellular component (GO): mitochondrion
Molecular function (GO): (R,S)-4-hydroxy-2-oxoglutarate aldolase activity; 4-hydroxy-tetrahydrodipicolinate synthase activity
Source: RefSeq, a predicted model, not a curated record
UUACCAUAGUACGUGAAGGCAGCAUGAGUUGCUGUGGAGUAGAUACGGACACAUGAAAUGUAAAUAGUGAUAUAAAGUCCCUCAAAAGUGUAUUUGACCACGCACAGUGUUUGAGUAAAAGUCCUUGUUUUGACUCCACCCCAGUCCAGCUGUGGUCUGAGCCGGUUCUGACCGUCCUGGGUCAUCAUCCCAUUCUCCGUUCAGUCCAGACCUGCCGCUGGCAGAUGAACCCUUACUGACCCUGGGCGGAGUGGAGCUAAAUGCUAACACAUGCACAGUAAACUCCACUGCAGUCACUUCCAGACUCUGCCCCAGGUCAGGGACUGGACCCUGUCCCAGUCCACUCUGGUUCCAGUCUCUGUGGGUUUGCUCACCGGCUCGGACCGGUUCCUGCAGCGAAGCGAAGCUGUGAAGACUCAUGUUCCACACAAAUCCCAAAUUCAAGUCAAUGUUUACUAGGUGAGGUUAGUUAUUAACUCCAGUUUGCAGCAGCUGCUCAGGGUCCCAGGGGGCGGACGGCCCCGUCAUUCUGUGCGCCCCACCAUGCUGUCCGCCCGGGCUUGGACACGUCUGGGUCCCCUGUGCCGACCGGGUCCCUCCGGUCUGUGGAGAGGAACCCGGGGCCACACAUCCGCUUCCAGGCUGGACCUCAGCGGGAUCUACCCCCCCAUUGCGACUCCGUUCACCGCCAGAGAGGAGGUGGACUACCAGAAACUGGAGGAGAACCUGCACAAGUACGCACAGAUCCCCUUUAAAGGUUUGGUGGUCCAGGGGUCCAACGGGGAGUAUCCGUACCUGACGGAGGACGAGCGGGUGGAGGUGGUGAAGGCGGUCAGACGCUCCCUCCCCUCAGACAAACUGGUCAUGGCUGGAUCCGGGUGUGAAUCCACUAGAGCAACAAUACAGCUCACAGAAAAGAUGGCGGCGGCCGGAGCUGACGCCGUUCUCGUGGUAACGCCGUGCUUCUACAAGGGCAAGAUGGACAGCCGCGCUCUCAUCGAGCACUUCAUCAAGGUGGCCGACAGCAGCUCGGUGCCGGUGGUUCUGUACAGUGUUCCGGCCAACACGGGCUUGGACCUGCCAGUGGAUGCCGUUGUGCGACUAGCUCAACACCCGAACAUCCUAGGCCUCAAAGACAGCGGAGGAGACAUCACACGGAUUGGCCUGGUUGUUCACAAAACCUCGAGGCAGGAUUUCCAGGUGUUGGCGGGCUCGGCGGGAUUUCUCAUGGCGGCGUAUUGUGUCGGUGCGGUGGGCGGGGUCUGCGCACUGGCCAAUGUGCUCGGGCGAGAGCUGUGCGAGUUGGAGCGUCUGUGUGUGACCGGUCGCUGGGAUGAAGCCAGAGCUCUGCAGCAGCGUCUCAUCGAACCCAACGCCGCCGUGACCAGGAAGUUGGGAGUGCCCGCCCUCAAGCAGGCGAUGGAGUGGUUCGGUUUCCACGGCGGCGCCUGUCGAUCACCUCUUCAGCCGCUCACUGAGGCUGAGACGGAGCAGCUGAGGAGGGACUUCACAUCUAACGGCUGGAUGUGAGUGACCAGAAAAAAAGAAUUAAAAAAAAAAAAAUCAAUUUAACAGCCUUCCAUGAAAAAUCAGUAGUAAUAUCUGCAACAUGAUCGAUAUAAAUCUACUUCAAUAUUUUACACAGCUUGUAUCAUUAUUAUCUUAAUACGAGAAUUUGCUUUAAGUUAAUGAAGCAAUUAAGGAAUUCAGGAAAUGACUUCAUUAAAAGAAGAGGAGGAGGAGGAAGAUGAUUGUUGACAAUAAACAGAUUUAAGAUAAAGUUUGAGCAUUAUUUGUGGCAAUAAAAUUAUAUUUGAAUAAUGUGUUUCUUGUGUAUUUAAAGACAAAAAACAUGUUACACUGAUGCUGCCUUCACUUGCUAUGGGAAUUAUGGUUAAUACUAAUUACGAACCCAAAAAUUGCACUUGAACGCCCCCUCACGUCAUAUUUUCCACUGGGGAACUGGGAAAAAAACUUUCAUUAUCAAGAUGCCGAAAU